AUGCCGCCGCGAGCGCCGCGAGCCCGGCGAGGGAACGCGCUUAAGCAGAAGACCGCGGCGGAGGAGAACGUCGAGUCCGCGCCGACGCGCGCGACCGCGCCGAUGGUGUCCCCGAAAGCCGUUGGCUCGACGGCUCGCGGAGAUGCCCCAGUCGCGGAGAAGAUGCCGCCGACGACCGCGACGGACGCGCCCGCGGAGGGGGACGCGAGAGCGCUUCUCGAGAAGGAGCUCGCGGACCUCGACUCUGAACGUGCGCGAUGA
Messenger RNA from Micromonas pusilla CCMP1545, 261 nucleotides. RefSeq lists its product as uncharacterized. Bases 1 to 261 code for a protein of 86 amino acids. NCBI's taxonomy places the organism in Eukaryota, Viridiplantae, Chlorophyta, Mamiellophyceae, Mamiellales, Mamiellaceae. The transcript has a single exon. The record is from RefSeq and is a predicted model, not a curated record.